Messenger RNA from Anguilla rostrata (American eel), 1431 nucleotides. RefSeq names its product hemicentin-2-like. The record is from RefSeq and is a predicted model, not a curated record. Lineage: Eukaryota; Metazoa; Chordata; Actinopteri; Anguilliformes; Anguillidae. The coding region runs from base 88 to 1353 and encodes 421 amino acids. The transcript has 5 exons.
CACUUCCUUUGUCACAGGCAUUGCUUGUAUUGUUGGUAGCGAUUUCCCCUCUGAGCCGGAAUACUUGACGCGUGUAGGCAGAAAAACAUGAGACAGACUCUGGCGCCUACACAGACGGCAGACAUGAGGGAGCGGAGCUGGAUCGCGCUCGUCCUCUGCCUGGGAUGUGCUCCGUUCUCAAUGCCGGGGGCCAGGAAGACGGGCCGACCCACCACUGAUUUGAAAGGGAGACAGCCAGCAGAAAUAAGAGCAGCAGUUGGAAGCUCGGUUACCUUAAACUGUUCCUUCAUCUACAACGGACACAUGAAGGACGCGAGAUUCGGAAAAUUCUACGCUCAAAAUGGCCGACCAACGAUGAGCAACGAUGAUAUUGUCAAAUGCAGACAACGUGCUUCAAAACAAGGCAAUCUUCAUUGUACUUUUUCCUCAACCAUCACCAACAUCCGCCUAGAGAAUGAAACCGUUUUUUACUGUGAAGUGUCCAUACCAAAGGCUAAACGCAUCAUUAAAGUGACAGGCACUGGCACGGCAGUUACACUUUAUUCUGAGGCCAGCUCUAUCAGAAUCCGGCGCCCCCCGCAGUUUGCAUCAGGAAGCGAGUCAGUGCUGACCUGCGAAGCGUCCGGGUUCUACCCUCGGAACGUUUCGGCGCAGUGGUUCCACGGCGACGCACCGGCGCCGCCCGGCAGCGCGAGGGACGUCAUCGCCGCGGCCAGCGACGGCACCUUCUCCCUGCUCAGCAGCUACGCGUUCCGGGCCCGCGCCCGCGACCACGGGGUGCGGUGCCGCUGCCUGGUCUCCCACCCGACCUGGGCGAGGGGGCGGAGUGCCAACGUCACGCUGGAUGUCGGCUACGGCCCCGGCUUUGUGAACGUGACCUCUGACCCUGGGCCGGUGACACAGGGCUCGCUGCUCCUGCCUGCGGGUUCACCUCUGACCUUCUCCUGCUCGGCGGACGGGAACCCCCGGCCAGAGACGCGGUGGCUGGGGGGAAAUGUAACAGCGCAACACGUGGGCGGGACUCUGCAGCUGGCUGCAGUACGGGAGGAAGACGGCGGAACGUAUUGGUGCUUGGCGAAGAACUUGUACGGAGAGAAGAAUGCCAGCAUCACUCUACUGGUGUCUCAGAGCCAGACGUCACCUGGUAGCCUCAGACUGCUGGCACUUUGUGUCCUGGGAGCUGUUUUGAUGAUUUUCGUUUUUUCCCUUGUCUGCCUUCUCACAAAGAGAAUGAACAGGAGUCCAGCACAUGCACAGACACUCUCAGGUACAGCACAGCUCAAUGCACAGACACUCUCAGGUACAGCACAGCUCAAUGCACUGACACAGGUACAGCACAGCUCAAAGCACUGACACAGGUACAGCACAGCUCAAUGCACUGACACAAGUACAGCACAGCUCAAUACACAGACACUCUCAGGUACAGCACAG